AUGGGUCGAAAACUCUUCCUUCGACACACUGAGUCGCUAAGCAAUGCGAUACUGUCGGACGAAGGCGAAGUGUCGUUCAGCUUUCAGCAUGGUUCACGCAUCUGUCGCCUCAAACUACUCGCUUCCGACCUCGGAGAAUACCCUGACGGCAACACUUGGUUUCUGUUCACCGACGACGAUGACGCCGACAAUAUCAUCACUAAUUCUUUUGAGCUCAUCACUCCACUGCUCUUCGGGAAGCCUAUCGCCGAUGCCAUAGAAGAGGUAGCUCAAGCACUCACAACAGCCAUCUCACAAGGUCAAUCGACACAUCCUAUAAGCGUUAACGAUUCCGAUGGUGGACAUGAUUCAGAGGAAGAGGAUGAGUACGAGUUCGAUGACGAUAACUUUGGUCUAAGUGAUCAUGAGGUUGAGCCAGCGCAGAACUUCGAUGUCACGAGCCGAGGUCGCACGAAGCAGUCCUCUGCGGGCUCGAGAGUCGACGCUAAAAAGAUCAGAGCAGACCUACUUGCUGCAAGGGAGGCCGGCUUCCGCGUUGGCGUCAUCGGCAACAUUGCGACUGGUGGCAUAGUCUGCGUUUCAGUCAGAGUGACGAAAGUCGGCAUUUCCGAGGAAGCCAUGCAGGCUUGGGGCUUGAAGCGAUCGCACUACUUCGUAUUGAUGAUCCGCUUCCCACAUGGCUACCGAGAUGCCUCCCAGAUUCGAGGAGAGAACGCAUCCACCAACUUGACAGAUAUGCGAGUAGCACUGUGCAACAACUACAAGCCAUCGAGAGACGAAGCCUUCGCCGCCUUCGGACAGACAACCACUGUCAAUACGACCGUCUCUGCAUCGUCCCGUCUGGAGCCUCUCUUCAUCGGUACACCGCUAAAUGAACUCUUGCGAGAUCGCUUCGCCAAGAUCAUCGAGUUCAGAGAGUCAUGCGCUUUUAAUUGGCCAUCUGCGGAAGCCUUUGUCCACGAGAUCCAGGGCAAGUUGAAUAUCAACGACAUCAAGAUGGAUGAGUAUUAUCUUCCAGACGAUGACAAUGCCAAGAUGCUACCUGCCAUGGUGAAAGCAGACGCGAUGGAUGGCCAUCUGCUCAAAGACGUGUCAUUCCCAUUGCUUGCCAUGCAAUUUGCUUUGCGUCAUUUUGUGCGAUGUACAGAGUUCUGUCUCACCGUUGUGCCUCUAUCAGUACAUGGCCCUUGGGUUCGGUCCGAGCAUCGAAUGGGAAUUACUCUCUCAGCCUACGUGGUAGACCUUCUGGUCAGCUUCUGCUAUGCUGCCGCGAAACAGAGCAGACUCAGAGAGUUCCCUGUCGGCAUUGGCCUGAAGGUCCCUCUAUUGCCUCACUACACGACACCGCUACAACAAGCCUCGCGCUACUCCUAUGAUGCUCAACCGACUUCAUCCAAUUCGAAGACGACCGUCUCGAAACCACUAUUCAGUGCGAGGCUGGACACUGUCAAGCAUGAGCUCCUACUCACUAAUGAUCAACAUCCAGAAGCCAAAUCACUCCGAGUGGGAGACUGGAUUGUCGCAACAUCGAGGGAGAUCGAAGGCUGCGAAUCGCACUACCGCGUACAGGAAGCCAUGUUCCCUACCUAUUCCCUCGGGAUGCCGGUGCUUCUGACCAAAAGCCAACAAACGACCUCUGCGUAUUCGCCGUAUCCGGUCCGGCCCGAUACACCUCUCAAUACAAGACCUUCGACUCCUGCAACUAAGCUGCCGCCUGGUCUAAUCGAAGUUGAGUGCUAUUGCUAUGAUGCAGAAUUCGACGAACUGGAACAGCAGCACAAGCAGCAUGCAAUUAUCACAUUACUUGACACGCUACCUGCUGUCGUUGACAUGCAACAGUACUUGCAAGCCCAAGAAAACAGUCAGGAACCGACACUCAGAACUUGGCGAACUCGAAUUUCUGAGUCCGCGCUCAACUUGCUUCGAUGGAUCAUAGCUUCGAACAGAUCUUGCAUCAUGCAGGUCGACACCUUGAAGAGUGAUGAUGGCCCGGAAGCCAUGCAAAUAUCCAGACCUGAUGAUCGUGUUGAUGGUAUGGACGGGUGGAUGCAAUUCAAGUUUGCUAUGGGCGCACCCGACAAGGAACAGAGAUUCAUCGACUCGAUCUCCAAGGAGACAGCGAAACAACAACACCCAACCUUGUUCGCUUGGCACGGUAGUCCCAUCAGUAAUUGGCAUUCGAUCAUUCGCCAGGGCCUCAACUACGAGGAGACCUUCCAUGGGCGGGCAUUUGGAAAUGGUGUCUACAUGGCGAACAAUCUUGCAACAAGUCUUGGUUACUCCCAUAAUUACGACCACCAGCUGUGGCCCAACAGCGUGCUGAAGGUCUCAAACGCGGUUUCUCUGCAGGAAGUUGUCAAUGCUCCGCAGAAGUUCGUGUCACAGACUCCUCACUACGUGGUCGCCGAUAUCGACUGGAUCCAAACGAGGUAUCUCUUCAUCAAAUCAUCAUUGACGCUUCCUAGCACGAGCAGCGCUUCUGUUGAUGAGUACAACCAGGACCAGGCCAGAAAAGCAUUGAACGAGCGCAGUCAGCCGAUCAAGCUGCCCAUAACGGCCGUCUCCAAGUCUCGUCGACCUGCUAUUGGUCAUGCUGUGACGAAGAUAGGCGACAAAAAGACGAGACAGUCCAUCACCAUCAGUCAAGCCAUGGCCGAACAGCUAGAGGACGAUGGCAACAGUGUCAUAUCUGACGAGGGAGAUCGCGCCUGGCUGUCGUCUGACAAUGAUGGCACGGAUGAUGAUCUUGUCGAGAUCCCCGAGGAGAUCUUUCUGGCGCCAAAGACGAAAAGCAGAGGCAGCUCGAAACGCCGCAAGCGAGACCAAAGCAUGGAACGCUCCAAGACCGACUUCAUACCAGGCACCCUUGAUGUGAGCAACAUCCGAUUUUUGAAGGCGCCAUCCAAUGCUAUACCGUCGGCAACCAAAGCCCUAAUGGCAUGGUUCAAGGAUGCGCUCAAAAUUCAGGAUUCGACACCCGCUCAUCGUCUUGGCUGGCACAUUGACCCAGAGCGCAUGGACAACAUGUAUCAAUGGAUUGUCGAGUUGCACUCCUUCGAUGCUAAGCUACCACUCGCCAAAGAUAUGAAGACGGCCGGAUUGACCUCCAUUGUACUCGAAAUGCGCUUCACCAACGAGUUUCCGUACGCCCCUCCGUUCAUCCGAGUGGUACGGCCUCGCUUCUUGCCCUUCAGCCAAGGCGGUGGCGGCCAUAUCACCGAAGGUGGCGCUUUCUGCAUGGAGUUGUUGACGAACAGCGGAUGGAUCCCGGUUACGACGUUUGAGGCUGUGAUGCUGCAACUUCGUAUGGUGCUAUCGGAGGAGGAACGUCCCGCGAGACUGCUCUACCGAAAUGGACCGUCUUCCAAGGAGAGUGCUUACGGUGUUGGUGAGGCGGUCGCUGCUUAUGAGCGACUCUGUCACACACAUGGUUGGAAGGUGCCUGAUGGAUUCAAGGACUUUAAUGCAGGUGACGCACGGGAGGCUUAUUGA
Cyphellophora attinorum is the source of this 3492-nucleotide messenger RNA. RefSeq names its product Ubiquitin-conjugating enzyme E2Q-like protein. The coding region runs from base 1 to 3492 and encodes 1163 amino acids. The transcript is spliced from 2 exons. Gene Ontology annotation, molecular function: NAD+ poly-ADP-ribosyltransferase activity. The record is from RefSeq and is a predicted model, not a curated record. Lineage: Eukaryota; Fungi; Ascomycota; Eurotiomycetes; Chaetothyriales; Cyphellophoraceae.